Trametes versicolor FP-101664 SS1 is the source of this 1286-nucleotide messenger RNA. RefSeq names its product UAA transporter. Gene Ontology annotation, molecular function: UDP-N-acetylglucosamine transmembrane transporter activity. The coding region runs from base 108 to 1124 and encodes 338 amino acids. The transcript has 7 exons. The record is from RefSeq and is a predicted model, not a curated record. NCBI's taxonomy places the organism in Eukaryota, Fungi, Basidiomycota, Agaricomycetes, Polyporales, Polyporaceae. Gene Ontology annotation, biological process: transmembrane transport. Gene Ontology annotation, cellular component: Golgi membrane; endoplasmic reticulum membrane.
CAAGGACGUUCGCGCGCAGGGUCAAACGGCGGUCUCGAAAGCAGUCGCGUUUUCGCUCGUGGACUACACCCUUGUACUUAGCCUCGUCUUUGGCGGAUGUUGCGCCAAUGUCUGGUCCUAUGAACAGCUGCUCAAGAUGGACGCACGCAUCGGGCACAGGAACGACCCUCACGUUCUCCCAAAUGCUGUUCAUUACCGUUCAGUCAUUGCCAACUUUUUUGACACUUCCGAAGGGGAGCGUCAUCCCUAGGCUGCGACCGCGCCAGGUUCCCCUCCGGGAUUGGGCUGUACAAGUGCUCGUCUUGGCCUCGGGAUCGCUGCUCAAUAACUGGGUGUUUGCAUACUCUGUCCCGCUGACGGUGCAAAUCGUAUUCCGCUCCGCCGGUCUCGCGGUGUCUAUGCUGCUCGGUCACUUCGUGCUCAAGAAGCGCUACUCGUGGGCCCAAAUGGCUGCGGUUGCGUUCGUCUCGGCAGGUGUCGUAUUAGCGACAUUGUCCCGUCCGUCCACACCCAAGACUGCCGGAAACCCGACAGACGUCGGGCGAUACACCAUUGGAGUCGCCAUGCUCACCGUCUCCCUCAUGCUCACUGGCGUCCUCGGUGUGCUACAAGAGCGUACGUACACGAAGUACGGCCCGCACUGGAAGGAGGGCGUUUUCUACACGCACUGCCUGUCCCUUCCGAUCUUCCUGUUCUUCAUUCCGGACCUCAAGCGCGGAUUCGGCGGGCUUGCGGAUCCCUCGACACUCUCUGUGCAGUCGCUUGAACGGUUCGGCGCGUUCUCCGGCGCGGUCCCGUACGCGAUCCUCGGCGCGAACAUGCUCACGCAGCUCGCGUGCGUCUCUGGGGUCAACCAACUCACCUCCCACGUCUCCUCGGUGUCGACGAACCUGGUGCUGACGACGCGCAAGGCGCUCAGCCUGUGCUUCAGCGUGUGGUGGUUCGGGAACGGCUGGAACGCGCAGCUCGGCGCAGGCGCAGGCAUGGUCUUCCUCGGCUCGCUCCUCUACACGCUCGCGAGCUCCCGCGGCUCGGGCGUGAGCUCGGAACCGCCCGCUGCGAAGGCGACGCCGCACACGCAGCCGUCGGGGCCGGUGAAACGCAGGAAGGCGAAGGCGGAGUAGGGGUAUGCGUGUAUGCGCCUGCGCUAUGAAUACUGAUGUAGACUGGGGUAUUAUGGGCAUCUUCGCUGCAGUCGGAGAUUCGGGGGCGUGCGUCUGCACGUGUGUAUACCGUAUGGAGGUAGAUUAACCUGCAACGAAGUACUGCGCUUGUCGUCCUACCUG